AUGCGCAAUUUUUUUUCUACUUUAAUAUACAAUGAUUAUUCUGGCUUAGAAAAUGAUUUAUUUGCAAAUUGGUCACUAUAUACUACUCUGGAGACACUUCAGAGAGAAGUAAAGAAAUUUGUUGAGAGUGGAACAAGAGAUGAUUUCCUAGAUUUACACAACACAUUUCAAAGAAAUAUAAUUGCAAAUUUACCACUUUAUUAUGCAUUUUAUUUACUUGGUUUAGACUAG
Molecule: messenger RNA, 231 nt
Organism: Pieris macdunnoughi
Lineage: Eukaryota; Metazoa; Arthropoda; Insecta; Lepidoptera; Pieridae
Source: the annotation of a GenBank genome assembly